Molecule: messenger RNA, 945 nt
Organism: Homarus americanus (American lobster)
Lineage: Eukaryota; Metazoa; Arthropoda; Malacostraca; Decapoda; Nephropidae
Exons: 2
Coding region: 25-732 (235 amino acids)
Biological process (GO): DNA integration; DNA transposition
Molecular function (GO): DNA binding
Source: RefSeq, a predicted model, not a curated record
UGUUAUGUUUUUUUGUUAAAGGUUAUGAGUGUAUGCCAUAGCAUUAAUGGCAUACCAAGUUAUGACACAGGAGAUCAAAAAACACUAUUGUGUCUAUUUUCAGAAAGAAGACCACGCCCCCGACUGACUACUAGGGAUGAGGAUGCCGCCAUCAGAGAGGCGUUACACUUAGACAUCUGUGCACAGACUGUCAGGUCACAUUUGCAUGAGGCGGUCAUACAAAACAGAGUCCCUGCAAUAAAGGAACGGCUAACUUACCAACACCGCAAUGGUCGCCUCCAGUUUGCCCAGCAAUAUGUGGGGGAAGACCUGGAGUUUUGGUCGCGAGUAGUCUUCACAGAUGAGAAGACUUUUGCCAGUACUAACCACGGUAAAAUUCAUUUGUGGCGGCCAAAUCGCAUGAGAUACAACAGGGCCCACAUAUACGAGGUGGCUAGAAGUGGGCAUGUGACGCUGAACAUGUGGGGCUACAUAUCCCAGCACGGUAUGGGAGAUAUUUUCCUAAUUCCUGGGAGGUUUACGGCAAAUAAAUGCCAUACAUCGUGCGGAAUCAGUUCCUCCCUUCAAUUUAGGAAUGCAAUUUCCUAUUCCCUGUUGGACCAAUUACCCGGUACUUUUAUUCAUGAUAGAUGCCCCAUCCACACUGCCAGAGCAGUGAGUCAGUGUUUGACGGGCAGCAACACUUCAGGCUCUUGGAAUUGCCGAGCAAAGGAGCGACAUGAAUCCCAUUGAAAAUAUCUGGGCAAAUCUAGUCAAUUCCUGGGAGCCCGAGUUUGAGAGGAAGCCGAACCAACUGUUCUACCACGUGACAAGGCAGUGAGAGAUUUAUAGAAACAAACCUGAGCUUGUUACAAAUAACGUAUCUUCUAUGCAGCGGAGGCUGCAAGCUGUAAUUGAUAAGGAGGGUGAAUGGACCGGUUAUUAAACAAUAUACUGUAAAUAAUA